Messenger RNA from Exophiala xenobiotica, 3493 nucleotides. RefSeq lists its product as uncharacterized. The record is from RefSeq and is a predicted model, not a curated record. Gene Ontology annotation, cellular component: shelterin complex. The transcript has a single exon. Gene Ontology annotation, biological process: telomere maintenance via telomere lengthening; regulation of DNA-templated transcription. NCBI's taxonomy places the organism in Eukaryota, Fungi, Ascomycota, Eurotiomycetes, Chaetothyriales, Herpotrichiellaceae. Gene Ontology annotation, molecular function: telomeric repeat DNA binding; zinc ion binding. The coding region runs from base 97 to 3318 and encodes 1073 amino acids.
UGCUGCGCUUCACGAGAAUCGCACAACUUGUCCGGUCAGAUGCUUGCUAUCCAGACGACAAAGACACCAUAAUGCCCCGGUAGAGGUCGCCGAGACAUGACCUCGCACAUCGUUUAUGUUGAUGUUCCGCGUGCUGAGAGACAUACAACCGCAGACCACAGUGAAACUCACAAAUUGUUCACCGGCCAGAAACUGUGGUUCGCUCACACGAUUCCACAGCGGCAAUGGCUCAUCGAGAAUGCCAGGCUCAACGGGGCCACCAUUGUCGACAUUGACAAGCAGGCAGACAUCAAGCUUGUUGAUCAUGCAAGAAAGAACCAGGCUCCGGGCACACACUCUUACAGAUACGUCGAAUUGUCCAUCCGGAGGGGCGAGCUGGAGGACCUCGCAUCUCAUGCAGUCGGGGCCCCUACAAGAGUCUCCCGGCCCGUAGGAAGCACGGUCACGGCUCCAAGAAGUGGAAGGGUGCCCUACACGGAAGCGGACGACCAGUUUCUGUGGAAUUGGAUGAUACCAUUUGAAGAGAACGGUGGUGCAUACAAGGGCAACGAGGUCUACAAGCAAAUCGAACAGGCAAAUCCAAGACAUACCUUCCAAAGUUGGCGGGACAGAUGGUUGAAGAGCACGCGAUACCAGAAGAGAUCAGUCACGAAUUCUCAUGCAACAAGGCCACAUCACGUAGACGGACCAGAACCAGAGCCUGAUCAAGUACACAUAGCUCGCGAGAGUUCGGUUUUGGAGCCAGAACAAGAACAGCCCAGAACGUCGGUAUCACCCAAGAAGAAGAGGCGACCAUUUGCUGAGGACGAGGGCGAACCUGCCUCCGAAGUAAAGCCUCGACGCAAGGCCAAAAGACCGGUACAAUCAACCCCUAGAUUAUCUGUCGAAUCUGCUGCGAUUGAGCCAUCGACCGAGAGGUCCCCAGCAGAGCGACCGGUGGAGCGUACUGAGCCUGAGACUCAGGCGAGAGAACCUGAGAAUGAGCCUGAUGUUCGGAGCAGAGAGGGCGAUGCUCACCACGAGAAUGAGGAUACAGAAUCGGUUACAGAAUCAGAAAAACAGUUUCUGGAUGGCAUAACAGGGCCAUUCUCCAAGGAGGAUUCCCUGGAACUUUACAGACUGGUGCCAGAGCUGACCAACAUGACACCUGGGCAGUUCCUCGACGUCUGGAGAGAUAUGGCUUCAUCAAAAGAUUUCAAGCACCAUAGCGCGGAAGAGUGGAAGCAUUGGUUUGAGUAUCGAGUGUUGCCCGACUAUUGCAGAGAAAAAGACUUACGGAUUGAAGAAGUUGCGCCUUAUUUGUUCAUGCAGCAAGACAAUGGCGCACCGGACGAGGAGCUUUCCAGUGACACUGGUGACGCCCAGCAUGGGGACAGGCCGGCUGAGUCAUUAGAACAAGCGUUUGCAUGUAGCAACUGCUACGCCAGUGAAGCUGAGAAAUGGCAUUACGACAAAAAGGGGCGGGCUUUGUGCAAGCCAUGCGCAGUCUUUUUGAGAACCCACGGCGUGCCCAGGCCGUCUACCAUGGGUCUCGAUGCGCUGGGUGAAGCAGAAGACUCUGAGCCGCAGGGGCCUCAAACGCCUUUAUUAUUGUCACCUCCAAAAUUCGCCAUCACACCAAUCGUCAGUUCUAUCAAAGUGUCACCAAAGCUUCCUUCUGUGGAUCUUCAUCGUGCCGUAAGAGACGAAUCUAAAAUUCCGGAAGGACAACGCGAAACCAGAUCGCCGUCGUUUCAACCGGAGUCUCCCAUACUGAGCCGACCUCCAGAGCCAAACGAAGCGAGAAAACGAAGUGCUGGACGCGUUACGCAGUCGCAGUCGACUCAAGGCACAAAUCAGUCCAGCAAUGAAAGUCAAGCUCAGACCAAUUCACACUCCCUUGGUUUAGUGAUGGGCGAGGCCCAAUCUAAAGAGGCUCAGCCACCACCUGAGGAACACCAGGACACAAGGGAGCUCAAACUCGAUACGGCUGCACCACCAUUCAGCUUUGCCACGACCCAUGCGCGACACAGACAGCGGCUACGUGACGAUCCUCGCAAUCUUGACAUCCAACAAGACUCUUCCCUCAGUACUGACAAAGAGCCUCCUCGAGAACCGCCUGCCAUCCAUCUCUCGACUGAGACCGAGGGGCUAGAAUCUUCACCACCUUUUGCUCCAUCCCCGUCGCGUUCACAAGGCUCAUUGCCGCCACAACCAGAAAAUUUCUCUCCGCUAUUCGUGGCACAGGAUGAUCAAGAUGAAGAAUUCAAAGAGCUAGAAAUACAGGAUACAGAACAACAAGAUAUAGUGCCUCCAGACGACGAACAAUUGACAAGUCCCCUGCGACUCAACUUGAUGAGCGAAGGCCAAUGGGACGUGCCUGCGGCUGAUGCAUCGUCCAGAUCGUCAAGUUAUCAAUCCGAAGAGCUAGAUGUGAAGCCGCCAGUUGCUCAAAUUCGGGGCGGUUCCUCGGGUACCUCAGCCUAUGGUCCCGAGGAAGAGGAUGACGAGGAUGGAGACGAAGCAGAUCCGAAGCCACCGAUCUCAGGGGUUCGCGAAACUUCGGUAGAGCUAGGUUCCCAAUCCUUUGAAACUAGUCGAGAAACAAUGGAUCAAUGGGAAACAGCUCCGGAGCAACCACGAAAGCGAAAUCGUGAAGAGGAACGUCUUUCAACGCAGGCGUUGUUCGAUGGUCCCGAUAUUGACGCGGAUAUGUCCACAUAUCUUGAAAUCCCAGAGCCCGAAGGUGGUUGGGACAGCAUUCUUGGCUCCGAAGCCGCCGAUACUAUCGAGGAUGAUCAUCAGCCCACAACAUCAAGCAAGAAAUCGCUACAUAAGCAACGAGCACCUGGCACUGCACAGCACGUACAGCCGGACAUCGACAUCAAGCAGGAAAACCGCACUCAUCUCGACCCACGGCCUCCGCCACAUGCUGACGCUGAAAACAUCGACUACAAUGAUCCCGAGCGGGGCGAGUGGGUGAUGGACAAAUGGGAGGAGCAGGAAAAGGCUCGAUACCCAAAUCUCCGCAACAUGGAACGCAUCUUGUACAAAGCUGCCUAUUGCACAUCGUGUGAUUUCCCCCGAGCAAGCGAGCUGGUGGACCGCUUUCUGGAACAGCUGCGGCGGAAGAGACGGCGCACGUCCACAUCAAGCUACGCGGCGGUGUCCGAGGCUGAGCUCGUCGUUCCCGAAGACAUGCCAGGUGUCUGGACCGAUGAGGACGAUCGCUUACUUUUUAGUACGAAACCUGCGGAUGUGCAGCGCAUAUUCGACAAACAUGGACACAGGGCAUAUGAUCAGCGCAUUGAUUUUCUGGACGCACAAGCACCGGAAUGAGACAGACUGUGCCAGCCACUGUGACCGGUGGGAGCGGACAAGUGCAAGUACUGGGCAUAAUGAUGGUAUUGAGAAACACGACGAAGGGUGUUGACGACGAAACGAUUCUAAUUUAAUGAGAUACCCCAUGAUUGUAAUUGUAAUGAGAGAAGCCCAAUCAAACUCGCUUCAAAAA